Messenger RNA from Linepithema humile (Argentine ant), 544 nucleotides. It is a transcript of the gene CPR21, whose product is annotated as endocuticle structural glycoprotein SgAbd-2-like. Gene Ontology annotation, molecular function: structural constituent of chitin-based larval cuticle. The record is from RefSeq and is a predicted model, not a curated record. Lineage: Eukaryota; Metazoa; Arthropoda; Insecta; Hymenoptera; Formicidae. Gene Ontology annotation, cellular component: chitin-based extracellular matrix.
AUGAACGUCUUGACUACCGCACUCCUUUAUACGCUCGCAGUGGUUGCGCUCGCUGCGCCACAGAAAUCUUUGCGAGAUCCGAUUCCCAUCGUGGCCUCAAAUCUAAACGGACCAAACCCGGACGGUUCGUACAGCUAUAAUUACGAGACCGGGAACGGCAUCCAGGCGCAGGAGCAAGGUCAACUCGCCAAGAUCGCCAAUAGCGAGGACGUUCUGCGCGUUCAGGGAUCCUUCAGCUAUUCUAACGAUGACGGCAUCAUCAGCUUGAACUAUGUCGCCAACGAAAACGGUUUCCAGCCUAGGGGUGAACAUCUGCCGAUCGCGCCUGCGAUCCCUUCCGGUAUCCUGAAAGCCUUGGAGUACAUCGCUCAGCAUCCCGAGGAGGACAAUCUGUAGAAGUGAUAUAGCAGCGUUCAAACAAUUCAGACUGAAAUCGUACAAAUGACAAUCGUUGGUGUAAACAAUUCGCAUGCGAAUUCCAUCGUAGAUAUAAAAACACAAUGCAGGAUGAAGGAUUCUACGUUUACCUCGACGAGGGAUUUGA